Pedinophyceae sp. YPF-701 is the source of this 912-nucleotide messenger RNA. The record is from the annotation of a GenBank genome assembly. NCBI's taxonomy places the organism in Eukaryota, Viridiplantae, Chlorophyta, Pedinophyceae.
AUGGCCGCGGCAGGAAAUGAGGAUCUGAGGGCGUGCGAGGCCGAGAGGGCGCGCCUGCGGGCGCUCUCGGCUGGCCGCGAGGGCGUGGCAGCUCUUUUGUGCGCCUUGGACAAGGACUCGAGGGAGGGCCUGAUUGAGGCGGUGCGCGAAGGACGCGACAUCGAGGCGCAGCUCCGGGAGCACACGAAGUCGUGGUUCGAGCGCGGCCCUGACGUGGUUCUGGACGAGAUUGAGGCGUUUGUGCGUGCGGUCGUCAUCGAGGGGCACGAGGGCGCCCUGAGGGACGGAAUGCUGCACCAGGACCGGCGCGCGGGCUUCGACGGGCCUGGUCGGAAGGCGCAGCCGGGGCCCAGCAUGAGGUACGGCGUGAACCAAGAGCAUGCGCGGGAGGUGUUCGCCGCUCUGGAGGCGCACCAGCGCGGCAGGCCGUCCCGGCGCGAGAUGCGCGACAUGCUCGCGCGCGCCGAGGCGGCGGAGAGGGAGCGCGACGAGCUGAGGCGUCAGAAGGAGCGCGCGGACGAGGAGGCUAAGAAGUUGCGCGAGGAGCUUGACAAGGAGCGCGCACGCGCCGAAGAGGCGGCGAGCACCGUCGCCAAGCAGAAGGAGGUGAUCGAUGCGGUCAACAACCUGUGGGGCCUGGCUCAGGGCAUCACGAGCAAGCUGUCUGCGCUGGAGAUCGCCCCGGGGUACUCUACGCCGACGACGGUGCAGCAGCCGGCGGGUGGCUCGAAGGCAGGGCCAUCGGCCGGCUUCACGCAUCAGAACGACCCGGCGGGCGCCCGGGGCGACCCCCCGAAAGCACAGAACGGCGAGGGCGGGAAGAAGUUGGGCUAUCACGAGGUGUCGUCUGCCUCGGCCGGGGAUAACGGCGGCGUCGCUGGCGAGGUGGCCAAGGCCCAGGCCAAGAAGUGA